Scophthalmus maximus (turbot) is the source of this 2265-nucleotide messenger RNA. RefSeq names its product basic proline-rich protein-like. The transcript has 6 exons. The annotation marks the transcript as partial. The record is from RefSeq and is a predicted model, not a curated record. NCBI's taxonomy places the organism in Eukaryota, Metazoa, Chordata, Actinopteri, Pleuronectiformes, Scophthalmidae.
AUGGAGUACGGAGUCGGGUUCUUUAACGGAACGGGGAACGGGGACGGGUACGGGGAACGGAACGUGAACGGUUACUUUGAAUCGGGGAACGGAUACGGGAACGUUCGGACGGGAAUCGGGUACGGGUUCGGGGAAACGGUAACGGGAACUGGAACUGGGCUACGAUCGGGUCUACCGGGACUCCGCCGAACGGAACGGGAACGGGGGUCCGCUUCACACCCCACCCAACGGCACCCGCCACCCCAACCCCACCGGCCCCCCCGCCAACCCGACACGGGCCGGGUACCACCGACCACCCGACCCCACCCCCGGGCACCCGACCACCCCCACCGACCUCCUGACCCCGACCCCACCCCACCCCCACCCCACCCGCACCGGACCCACCCCACCCCACGCGCACCCCGCACACCCCACCCCCCACCCGCCCCAACCCCCACCCGCGCCUACCACCCGGACCACCGCCCGGGCACCCCCCACCCACCGCCACCCCCCCGGGACCCACCCAACCCACCCCCACCCACCGGCACCGUCCCCACCCCCACCCCACCACGGUGGGUCCCCACCCCCACCCACGGGUCACCCCACCCGACCCCCCCUACCCGGACCACCCUCCCGGACAACCGCCCCCGACCACCCCCACCCGACACCCCCACCACCGGGCCCGGGACCCCGCAACCCGUCCACCGCACCCCCACCCCCCCACCACGGGGUCCCAUCGCUACCCGCCCCCACCCACCGGCACCCCACCACCGCACCCCACCGCUCCCGCCCCCCCCCCCCCCCCCCCCCCCCCCCACCCCCCCCCCCCCCCCCCCCCCCCCCCCCCCCCCCCCCCCCCCCCUCCCCCCACCCCCCCCCCCCCCCCCCCCCCCCCCCCCCCCCCCCCCCCCCCCCCCCCCCCCCCCCCCCCCCCCCCCCCCCCCCCCACCCCCCCCCCCCCCCCCCCCCCCCCCCCCCCCCCCCCCCCCCCACCCCCCCCCCCCCCCUCCCCCCCCCCCACCCCCCCCCCCCCCCCCCCCCCCCCCCCCCCCCCCCCCCCCCCCCCCCCCCCCCCCCCCCCCCCCCCCCCCCCCCCCCCCCCCCCCCCCCCCCCCCCCCCCCACCCCCCCCCCCCCCCCCCCCCCCCCACCCCCACCCCCCCCCCCCCCCCCCCCCCUCCCCCCCCCCCCCCCCCCCCCCCCCCCCCCCCCCCCACCCCCCCCCCCCCCCCCCCCCCCCCCCCCCCCCCCCCCCCCCCACCCCCCCCCCCCCCCCCCCCCCCCCCCCCCCCCCCCCCCCCCCCCCCCCCCCCCCCCCCCCCCCCCCCCCCCCACCCCCCCCCCCCCCCCCCCCCCCCCCCCCCCCCCCCCCCCCCCCCCCCCCCCCCCCCCCCCCCCCCCCCCCCCCCCCCCCCCCCCCCCCCCCCCCCCCCCCCCCCCCCCCCCCCCCCCCCCCCCCCCCCCCCCCCCCCCCCCCACCCCCCCCCCCCCCCCCCCACCCCCCCCCCCCCCCCCCCCCCCCCCCCCCCCCCCCCCCACCCCCCCCCCCCCCCCGCCCCCCCCCCCGCCCCCCCCCUCCCCCCCCCCCCCCCCCCCCCCCCCCCCCCCACCCCCCCCCCCCCCCCCCCCCCCCCCCCCCCCCCCUCCCCCCCCCCCCCCCCCCCCCCCCCCCCCCCCCCCCCCCCCCCCCCCCCCCCCCCCCCCCCCCCCCCCCCCCCCCGCCCCCCCACCCCCCCCCCCCCCCCCCCCCCCCCCCCCCCCACCCCCCCCCCCCCCCCCCCCCCCCCCCCCCCCCCCCCCCCCCCCCCCCCCCCCCCCCCCCCCCCCCCCCCCCCCCCCCCCCCCCCCGCCCCCCCCCCCCCCCCCCCCCCCCCCCCCCCCCCCCCCCCGACCCCCACCCCCCCCCCCCCCCCCCCCCCCCCCCCCCCCCCCCCCCCCCCCCCCACCCCCCCCCCCCCCCCCCCCCCCCCCCCCCCCCCCCCCCCCCCCCCCCCCCCCCCCCCCCCCCCCCCCCCCCCCCCCCCCCCCCACCCCCCCCCCCCCCCCCCCCCCCCCCCCCCCCCCCCCCCCCCCCCCCCCCCCCCCCCCCCCCCCCCCCCCCCCCCCCCCCCCACCCCCCCCCCCCCCCCCCCCCCCCCCCCCCCCCCCCCCCCCCCCCCCCCCCCCCCCCCCCCCCCCCCCCACCCCCCCCCCCCCCCCCCCCCCCCCCCCCCCCCCCCCCCCCCCCCCCCCCCCCCCCCCCCCCCCCCCCCCCCCCCCCCCCCCCCCCCCCCCCCCCCCCCCCCCC